Molecule: messenger RNA, 771 nt
Organism: Felis catus (domestic cat)
Lineage: Eukaryota; Metazoa; Chordata; Mammalia; Carnivora; Felidae
Gene: CT83
Product: cancer/testis antigen 83
Exons: 2
Coding region: 297-755 (152 amino acids)
Source: RefSeq, a predicted model, not a curated record
CUCCUCGUGCCAGAAUUUUCUUCCAUGUCAGGGGUCUAAAGUCCUUCUUCCUCCUCCCCUACAUAUGGUUGUCGGAAAAUCACCCCAAAGAGAUCCAGCUGGAUGAAUGAAUCACCCUUUAGACACACAACGCUUCUCCGAGGCACAGAUCGUUUGUGAGCGGAUGGGGACAUCCGUCUCCGCAGCAACUCAGGAGUUAAUCCUCAACCAAACAGUCCUGUUAAGUAAUUCAGAAGUACAGGGUUUGGUGGGUUGUUUUUUUUUUUUUUUUUUUCCUUCCAAAAACGGUAGGGAAAAUGUGGAACUCAGCAUCUACAUAUCACUCUAUUGAAAACUCCAGAGAUCCCCUCCAAGCAGAUGGAGAUCCCACUCUAUCAAAGGUCUUGUCUGUUGCCUAUUGUAAUGUGGCUCUUGCUGCUGACUCUCACAGAGUGAAAAGGAGAAAGAGCAGCGUUGGUGAAAUGUCAUCCAGUUCGACCUCUCUUGCACUAGUAAGAGCAACCUCUUCUACUGGAUCAACUAAGAGCAAUACUGAUAAGAAUCUUUCAGUCGACAGCAUCUCUCGUGGUAUCUUAAUUAAUUCCCCACACACGAUAGCCAUGCAGAAGCGAAUAUUGAUAAACCUCAGGAUCGUGGAAGACAAGCUGGCUGAAUUGGAACAUUUCCUAAUUAUCAUGCGUUUAAAUGCUACAUUAGCUAACUGUAAAUCCACCGACAGGCUUAGAGAAUGUAAUGAGAGUGAAAGCAGUCAUUAAAAGCACUUUGAGUGAA